Messenger RNA from Penicillium paradoxum, 798 nucleotides. RefSeq lists its product as uncharacterized. The transcript has a single exon. NCBI's taxonomy places the organism in Eukaryota, Fungi, Ascomycota, Eurotiomycetes, Eurotiales, Aspergillaceae. The coding region runs from base 1 to 798 and encodes 265 amino acids. The record is from RefSeq and is a predicted model, not a curated record.
AUGGCGCCUUCAGAAAAAGCCUGGAUUCACCCCAUUCCUCCGUUGGGGGUUCCAGCCGCCACUCCCGAUGUUCCUCCAGCGAGUUCCACUCCAGCACGGCGGUAUGGCGAUUUGCAGGAUGAGGGAGCCGUGCGACAGCAAUGGAUCGAAGAUCCUACUGACAACACCUGCCACAUCAGGCCCACCGGUUUGACCGUGCAGGACCUCCAAGACACCAAUUGGUACAUCCAAACCCACAAGAAGAGUAUACCAUUCACCGUUGCGGACGAUGCCGUUGCUUUGGGAUAUUCCGACCAACAGAUCUACCCCCAGACAUUGGCACGGAAGACUGGACAGGGCGCAGUUGGAAGGCCAGGCAAGGAGAACAUCUACGAUGUGCUAGUUGGAAAAGGGGUGAUUAUUGCCGAGGCGAUGUUCAGAAGAGAUGGGCCACAGUUCUCCGAGAUUGCUAAAGCUUUUCUCCAGGAAGUUGCGGAGCCGCAGAGUCUGCGACACUUCUAUGUCUGCGAUAUCAUCAAUUACAAGACCCGAAGAUUUGUGCACAGAACGCUCUAUUCCUCGCGGAACAACCUUGAGUGGCCGUCGCGCUGUGGAUCUCCUCUGAUUUGGCAGUACAACACCCCUGAGUAUCAGGGCAUUUUGGGUACACCGAUUGGCAAGUCUGCGGCGUAUCUUGUUUUGGAGAUAUUCCCCCGUGGAACGCAUUAUAUUGCGAGGAUUGUGACUUGGAAUUGCGCCUGCUUGCUUCAAAUGAGAUUUGAUAUUGAGCCGAUACCUACGCCGCUGGUUGCUGUUUGA